This is a messenger RNA of Lathyrus sativus (Indian pea), 1266 nucleotides long. The record is from the annotation of a GenBank genome assembly. Lineage: Eukaryota; Viridiplantae; Streptophyta; Magnoliopsida; Fabales; Fabaceae.
AUGGCGGGUGAUUCUCAGCAGAAUUGGAUACUGAUGGUUACGGCUCAGACUCCCACCAACAUUGCUGUCAUCAAGUAUUGGGGUAAGAGAGACGAAACCCUAAUCUUACCUGUCAAUGAUAGUAUCAGUGUUACUCUUGAUCCCAAUCACCUUUGCACAACCACCACCGUCUCUGUCAGUCCAUCCUUUCAGCAAGAUCGUAUGUGGCUCAAUGGAAAGGAGAUUUCUCUUUCUGGGGGAAGGUUCCAGAGUUGUUUAAGGGAGAUUCGUGCUCGAGCUUGUGAUGUUGAGGAUGAUAAAAAGGGUGUUAAGAUCAGUAAGGAGGAUUGGAGCAAAUUGCACGUACAUAUUGCUUCCUACAACAACUUCCCUACUGCAGCCGGACUGGCUUCAUCAGCUGCGGGUUUUGCUUGUCUUGUUUAUGCCCUUGGGAAGCUAAUGAAUGUCAAAGAAGAUGAAAGUCAGCUAUCUGCUAUUGCAAGGCAAGGAUCGGGCAGUGCUUGUCGCAGCUUAUUUGGGGGAUUUGUCAAGUGGAUAAUGGGGAAAGAGGAGAAUGGAAGCGAUAGUCUCGCAGUUCAACUUGCUGAUGAAAAGCAUUGGGAUGAACUUGUUAUUAUUAUUGCCGUGGUUAGUUCUCGGCAAAAGGAAACAAGCAGCACCUCAGGAAUGCGUGAGACUGUUGAAACAAGUUUGCUUUUACAGCACAGAGCAAAGGAAGUAGUGCCAAAGAGGAUAUUGCAAAUGGAAGAAGCCAUCAAAAACCGUGAUUUUGCAUCUUUUUCAAAACUCACCUGUACCGAUAGCAACCAGUUUCAUGCAGUCUGUCUGGAUACGUCUCCCCCUAUAUUUUACAUGAAUGAUACAUCCCAUAGGUUAAUCAGCAUCGUCGAAAAAUGGAACCGUUCUGAAGAAGCUCCCCAGGUAGCUUAUACGUUUGAUGCAGGGCCGAAUGCGGUUCUGAUCGCACGUAAUAGAAAAGCUGCUACCCUUUUGGUUCAGAGGCUGCUUUACUACUUCCCUCCAAAUUCAAAUGACCUCGACAGUUACAUUAUCGGCGACAAGUCAAUUGCAAAAGAUGCCGGGAUCAAUGGAAUACAGGACAUAGAAGCUUUGCCACCACCUCCAGAAAUCAAAGAUAAUAUUCCAUCACAAAAGUACAAGGGGGAUGUUAGUUACUUUAUAUGCACCAGACCAGGAAAAGGACCUGUUUUGCUUACUGAUGACAGUCAAGCUCUUCUCAACAGUGAAAAUGGACUUCCCAAAUAA